GGAGGGAGGGGAAGGGUUUAUUUGCUCUCUAGGGCUUCCUUGGCUGGGGCUGUUCCUUAGCACUGCUGCCUGGUCUCUGUGUGUUUCUAUCAGAGUAAAUAAACCUCCUCUUGUAAAUGCUGACCUCGAGCAAUGUAGUAAAUGCUGGUGUCAGCCAAACCUGCGCUCAGUCACUCGCGGGGACGUGUUGCUCCUCGGCGUGAAGCUGUGGCACUGCUUUCCCUGCAAGCACCAAAAGGAGAGGCCACCAGACACCUUCCUUUGGGUCUCAGUUCCAGCUUGCAUGACCUAGGAUUACAGUUGCUAUGGCGAUGAGACAGUUAGUGAAGGAAGGAGUGAAAGCUCUGCCCUGUCACCGAGACACAGCAUGGAAGCCAUCGCCAAGUUUGACUUCACUGCUUCUGGAGAGGAUGAGCUGAGUUUCCAGGCUGGGGACCUCCUGAAGGUUUUGAGCUCCCAGGAAGAGUGGUACAAGGCUGAACUCAGGGGUCAAGAGGGCUACGUUCCUAAGAACUUCAUUGAUUUCCACGUUCCCCCCUGGUUUGAUGAGAGGAUAUCCCGCCACGAAGCCGAGAACAUCCUCAUGAACAAAGGAGUUGGUUCCUUCAUUGUCCGGGCCAGUCAGAACUCUCAUGGUGACUUCUCCAUCUCUGUCAGGCACGAAGAUGAUGUGCAACACUUCAAAGUGAUGAGGGAUUCAAAGGGUAACUACUACUUGUGGACAGAGAAAUUCUACUCGCUAAACAAGCUGGUAGACUACUACAAGACAACUUCCAUCUCCAGGCAGAAGCAGAUCUUCCUGAGGGACGAACGAGAAGAGAAGGAAAGGCGUGGUGGGAGUCUGGAACGGAUGGGAUGGGAAGCUCUCCAUCUGGGUGGAGCAUCUGGAGAAGCUCAUUCUUCCAUAUCCAGGAGAUACGUUGAUCAUCCAGUCCCUGUACUACACCAGCAACAGGAUAGAUAUGGGGGGAGCCUGGACAGGAAAGAAGGGCUGCAUGGACUAAGGAAUCACGGCCAAGGAAGUGCAGCAGCUAUGCAACGAAGACACACAGACCCCCUGCACCAGCAGACACCACGAACGCUAUGGGUCCGUGCCUUGUACGACUUUGAUGCUGUGGAACACGACGAGCUGGGCUUCCGCAGCGGAGACAUCGUAGAGGUUCUAGACAGCUCCAACCCAUCGUGGUGGAAAGGACGUCUGCGUGGAGAACUGGGUCUCUUCCCUUCCAACUAUGUCACACCGGUGCUCCUGUGAGGGCACCGUAUGCCCCGGAGGGCUGUAUCAGAGCUGCUCUUCUGACAUGACCGGGACAGAGAGGGAGUGAAUCUUCCCUUGCCCCCAGGACAUAUGGUGUUUUUGCUUUUGUAUUAAUUUAUUGGGAAUUGAUCUUCUGAAAUGCUGGUAAGAAACAGAACCCUUUGAAGAGGGUGGGAUUUUUUUCCCGUUUUGUACAUCCAUAAAGGGGUAGGGAGCAAGAAACCUGGACUGUUUACUGAGACCUUGCCGGAUCCUCCCUGCCCUGUUAUUACUUUGGCUAAGUAUUGAUAACUUCCUGCAAUUAGGUUUGUUUUGUGGAAAUGCACCUCAGACAAGUCAGGCUUCAAUCUUUGGGUGGCACUACCCCUUUCUUUUAGAUCUGGUUGCACUCAUGGUCCCUUCAGGCUCCAUUUCACCUUUCUUUCAGAGGCAGGACUAAUGCCAAGGUGAGUUAAAUGAUGAUUGUUAAUUACAUUAAUCCUUCAGGUAGGGAUGGCAAGUAAGGGGUACUUAGGCUGAGGUGCAAGGCAACCUUGACUUUUCUAAAUAGUUUUUGGCCUGCAUCUGUAGUACUUUCUGUGGGCACGGAAUGUGUGGAUACACCAGACGAAGGGAUGGGGUCCUGGAAGCUUUUGUACAAACAACCAAGUGGUGAAGACACAGGAGGGUGAGAAGCUAAUUUCAUGGCUUCUUCAGAUAGUUUUGCUCUCCUGCACUUCUGUCUGCACCCUACAACAACAGCUUGUCCCAUUUUCAAUCUGCUUUCCAAGGUACCUAAACAUCCUAUUAGACAUCCUGCUUAGAGCAGGUCAGGCUCUAAAACUACCUGAAUAUCCCCUGGAUUGAAUAACAACAGUGGAUAUCCCUUACUGAUACCAUUCUAAAACUGAGUUGGGGAGGGGAUUGAGGAGAAGAGGUUUUUCUGUUUUGUGCCAGAAGUUCUUUCCCUGAGAAGGUGGGGUGUUCAGGAUCACUGAGUAUACAACUCUGGCUUGCCAGUGGAAUGCGUCGUGCGACUUGUUGAGCUGUGACUUUACAGUGUGCAGACAAUAAAGUUGUGGCCAUUGAACAGUCUA
Molecule: messenger RNA, 2334 nt
Organism: Anas platyrhynchos (mallard)
Lineage: Eukaryota; Metazoa; Chordata; Aves; Anseriformes; Anatidae
Gene: GRAP2
Product: GRB2 related adaptor protein 2
Molecular function (GO): protein binding
Source: RefSeq, a predicted model, not a curated record